UGUUUACUGAAAAGCUUUGUUCGAUUUCUUCGGAAAAACCUAUGAAAUUCUCAAACAUUUUCUCAUAUUCGGUCAAAUCAGUCUUUUGCCUACCAAAAUCCAAUUUCCAAAACUGAUUUUAAGCUAAAAUUCAAGCUUUAUUUCCUCAAUCAAAAAUCAAAAAGUCUAGCUCGUUAGGUUCGGCUAGAUUCGGGCCGAGUAGUUCGGCUUUCGAAUUUGAUGGAGUACGUGCCUUCGUGUUGCUGUUGUAUAUGAAGUGAACAGCAGAAGCAUCAUAGGUGGCGUUGUUGGGUGUUUUGUGUGUUGAUUCGGGGUCUUUUGAUAUGACAUGGCAACCAGGGUCAAAAAGCAACCGGCAGCUACCGUCACCGCCGCCAAGGAGAUAGUACCGGUACCUCAACCGACCAAAAAUGAGGUACCGGCAACCGGUACUGAUACACCAAUUACUUCUCAUGAGGUUGCGGUACGCAAAAGGGGCCGCAAGCCCGGAAUCAAAAAGACUGUGGCGUUCAAAGCCAGAACCAAAGUCGUUAGGAAAAGGAAUUUGAAAAUUAAUCCUAAGAAUUUGGCCAGGGUGCUGAUGGAGAAUGGUAAAGGUCUAACCGAUAAGCAAAUCCUUUUGAAAAAUGGCACAAAAGAUGUGGUCAAACGAAUCCGCAAGCCAAAAAUCAAACAGAAUCCCUCACCAGAAGGAGCAGAACAAAGUACACCGGUGCUAGAACCAAUUUUCCCACAAGAAGAGAACCUGGAGGUUAAAAAAGCAAUAAGAAAACGUGGCAGGAAAUCUCAGAAAAUACCCGCUCUGAUUGCCAUCAAAAAAGAACCCGAAGAUGAUUCGGUGGGUAGCACCAGCGAACCUACGGUGGUCAAAAGGAAAGCUGGCAGACCAAGAAAACCCAAACCUGAACAGUCAAUGGAAGAAGUAAUGACCGACCUUUCGUUCCUAAUCGACCCUAGCCGAAUAAAAAAAGAAGUCGUAGAAGCACCCAAACCAAAAAAACUAACCAAAAGACAAAGGUUGGAAUUAAUCAAAAAAGACUUGACGAAAAAAGAGAAUCUAGAAAACACCCUCAACAAAUUAGACGCAGCUGAUGCAAAACUAAUCGACAGACUAGAUUUAAACGUAAGAAAAUUCAAAACAAUAUUACCAAAAGUCAAAAGACGACACAGCAUUGAGAAAAUCCCUAUAACCGGAGACACGGUUUUCAAUCAGCUUCCAAGAAGCCUGAGCCCGAAAACAUCCAAAAGAACCGCAAGAUUGUUGAACAAACCUUAUACUACUCGAUCAGAUUCACCUGCAAGGAUGUUACGAAAUGGUAAACAUAGGAGAUUGAAAGAUUUUGUUUUGUUAGAAGGACUAGAGGGACCUAAAAGAAGAAAAAGAGUACACUCGGAUUUAAGUGGAAGUGAAACAGCUUCAAAAUUGUCUGGAUAUGAAAGUGAUAGCAGUUAUUCGGAUAUGGCUUCAUUGCACGAUGGUAACAAGGACAUUGACAGUCUCCUAUUGGACGAAUCCUCGAACGCCCCCACUCAAAUCGACACAAACUCGAACGUUUGCGACUCAAAAAUGCCAGAAAAAAACCUUCUUUUGGACAUAAUGAAGCAAGCAUUCAACGACAUGAGCAACGACAAACUACCUGUCGAAAAACUACCUGUCGAAAAACCUUGCACCUCAACUUCGACCGAAGAACAAGAAUUGCGACAACUGCUGGAACAAACCGAAGAAAAACAAGCUGCUGAACAAAUACAAGAGUGCAUCGAUAAUAUUACAAAUUUAGCCAAGGCAGCUUCAGAAGAGGCUCCAGUUUUGGAAAAACAAAUCCAAGACGAUUCAAUUCCUGUAAUAGACAACAUGUCAAGUGAACCACCACAAAAUUUAGAACAUUUAGGCCCGCCUCUUUUAGAAUCCAGCGUUGCCAUGCUGGAACAAAAACGUUCAUUUGUUGAUGAAAAUAUUGGCAUAGCUGUUGUGGAAAAAGACAAUGUUGUAUCAUUUCAUAUUGAACAUUUAAGUGGGGAUGAUGUAGAUGAACCUGAGACUAGUAAUGAGGAUUUGAAUCAGAGUUUGGAUGAAAAAAUGGAAGUUGAAACAGAGGAGAAAGUUGAAGAAGAUGUUCAAACAGAAGAAAAAGUUAUUGAAACCGAAUCUAAAGAAACUGAAGUUGAAGUUGAAGAAUCUGUUGAUGAAGUUGAAGUUAAACAACAGUGUAAUAUGAAGGUAUCUGUUGCUGAACCUGAAUGUGCAGUUGAGGAAUCGGUUGCUGAAGCUGAAUGUGCAGUUGAAGAAGCUAAAUGUGAAGUUGAAGUUGAGGAACCCAAAAAUGAAUGUACAUCAGUAGUUGAAGAACCAAAAAAUGAUGAAGCAACUAAGCAACCAGAAGAAGCUAAAACUAUUGUUGAGCAAGAUGAUAAAGUGGAUGAAACAGGACAAGAAAUUUUGACUGAAAAAGAAGAUUGUGAUAAAACUAGUGAGAAUAUAGAUGUUAAAAAGCCCGAAGAAACAGAAGCUGUAAAGGAAUCUCCGGAACAAUUAGCCGAAAAGGAGAGCGUCCUGGGUGCUUUGGGGUUGCAAAGUUUACGGGCGGCAAAAGAGGCGCCGCAGCCGAGGAAAAAGGGCAAAGCUUCAACUUCAAAGGCGGCAGCGGACUCGUAUACCGGAACUCUAAAGACUGUGAUAAAAAUUAAUAAGAAAAGGGGCAAGAAUUCGUUCAAGAUGACUUUGCAGAAGAAUAAGAAUAAGAGCGAGAAGGUUGAGGCUGCUGGCGGCACUGGAGAAGAUGGAUAUAAAGUUUUGAAAGAGGUAAGAACCUACAAAAAAUAA
This is a messenger RNA of Ceutorhynchus assimilis (cabbage seed weevil), 2821 nucleotides long. Lineage: Eukaryota; Metazoa; Arthropoda; Insecta; Coleoptera; Curculionidae. The record is from the annotation of a GenBank genome assembly.